CAGCUUCACACACUCAUAGCCUCUCUUUGGGAUUCUCCAAAGAACACAUUUUGAACUCAAUUUUUGGUUAAAGGUGAGCGAGGGAUGAAGUGCUUGUUUUAACAGCAGAAUUUACUCCUAGAACUCCAUUCAAAAUGACGCCUGUAGUUCCAUACUCUAUAAGCAAUGUCUCAGUUUUUCCUGGAACUGCCUUUACCUCAAGAAAGACCAAUUCUUUAACCAAAUUCAAUUUUUCUAGGAAUUCCGCUAGACAUACUUUAUCCCCCCAGAGUUUUCUUUUACCUUUUUCGACCUCUAUUAGAUUGUUUCCGUUGUACAACAACAGAUGCCCUGUACAUCAUAGUUCUAGAACCUAUGUAAUAUCUGCCACAGGGACUGACGUAGCAGUGGAGCAACCAGACUCAGCCACUGCAGAAGCUACUACUGAAGCCUUGGAUAAUUCCUCCGAUGCAGCUGAAACUAUUGAAAAAUCCUCCAGCUCUGAUGCAAGUUCCGGUCCAUCUCAAGCAAGGCGUGCAAGACCUGGUAGGCAAAGCGAGAUGCCGCCUGUUAAGAAUGAGGAGCUGGUCCCUGGUGCAACUUUUACAGGGAAAGUGAGAUCAAUCCAGCCAUUUGGUGCUUUCAUUGAUUUUGGAGCUUUCACAGAUGGCCUGGUACAUGUUUCACAGUUGAGUGAUACUUAUGUAAAAGAUGUAGGAAGUGUUGUUUCUGUUGGGCAAGAGGUGAAGGUGACAUUAGUUGAAGCCAAUAUGGAGACUAAGCGGAUUUCUCUCACUAUGCGUGAAGGGAAAGAUGCUUCUUCCAGUAGUGAUAGGGGAGGAUCUGAUAGGAGAGGUGGUCCAAAGAAAGGAGAGAGGAAAAAUGAGGGCAGAAAAAGUUCAAAGUUUGCCAAGGGGCAGGACCUAGUAGGCACAGUGAAGAAUUUGGUCAGGGCUGGUGCUUUUAUCUCUCUUCCUGAGGGGGAGGAAGGUUUCUUGCCUCAGUCUGAGGAAGUUGAUGAUGGAUUUGCAAGCAUGAUGGGUGAGACCUCGCUGGAGGUUGGCCAGGAAAUUAAUGUCCGUGUGUUGCGUAUUAGUAGAGGACAAGUGACCUUGACAAUGAAGAAAGAAGAAGAUCUUCUGAAGUCAGAGUCCCAGAUCACUCAAGGAGUCAUCCACACAGCCACAAACCCAUUUCUCCUGGCUUUUCGCCAAAACAAGGAUGUUGCUGCAUUUUUGGACGAAAGAGAGAAAACAACUAAAGAAACUGUAACUCCAAAGAGUACGAAAGAAUCAACACAGGAAGUGCUGGAUAAACAAGUAAACAGUGACAUGCAAACUCUUGACGUCCCUUCUGCCGUGGAUGAAAGUAUUGAGAACGAUGGUGCUCCUUUAGAGGUGGCUGAUGUGGGAGCCAGUGAAGUAGAUGAUGCAUCAAGCAAAGAGGACCAGGAAAACACUGUUUCUAGUUCAACAGAAACUAUAGAAACUACAGAUGGUGCAGUCCAAGACAUACAAAAGGAAGAGGUGAGUUCCAAAAUGUUGGAUCCUGAAGAAAGUAUAUCUCCUACCACAGAUUCUGCUAUUCAGGAGUCUCCAACUGAUGGAGUGGAAAAUGAUGCAAAUCCAGAUUUGUCUAGUGAAAUAGCUAAGCAAGCAUUGCCAUCAGAUAUUGCGAUAGCUGAAGAGGUUAUAGAGAGUAAAGUAGAUGACACAAUAGCAAAAGUUGAACCGCAAAUAGAACCACCUACUUCAGAGAGCGAAAGUCCUUCAACUCAACUUACUGUAGACGAGGAAGUGCAACCAGCUCCUAAUACAAGUGGAAGUAUCACCAGCUCAGAUGUUCAACCAGAUCUUGCUUCUCCUCAAGAGACAAAAGCAACUAUAUCACCAGCUCUUGUAAAACAGCUCCGUGACGAGUCAGGAGCUGGAAUGAUGGACUGCAAAAAGGCUUUGUCAGAGUCUGGAGGAGACAUUGUCAAAGCCCAGGAGUUCCUUAGAAAGAAAGGCUUAGCAAGUGCAGACAAGAAAGCCAGCAGAGUCACCGCUGAAGGGAGAAUAGGUUCGUACAUUCAUGAUAGCAGGAUUGGUAUCUUACUGGAGGUAAACUGCGAGACAGAUUUUGUUUCCCGGGGUGACAUUUUCAAGGAGCUGGUCGAUGAUUUAGCCAUGCAAGCAGCUGCAUGCCCUCAAGUACAGUACGUUACUACAGAAGAUGUUCCGGAGGAGUUUGUAAACAAGGAAAGAGAGAUUGAGAUGCAGAAAGAAGAUCUUUUGUCAAAGCCAGAGCAGAUUAGAUCAAAGAUUGUUGACGGGAGGAUCAAGAAGAGGCUUGAUGAGCUGGCAUUGCUUGAGCAGCCCUACAUCAAGAAUGAUAAGGUGGUGGUGAAGGACUGGGUGAAGCAAACGAUUGCAACCAUUGGGGAAAACAUAAAAGUGAAGAGGUUUGUGCGUUUCAAUCUGGGCGAAGGCUUGGAAAAACGGAGUCAGGAUUUUGCAGCUGAAGUGGCUGCCCAAACUGCAGCAAAAAAGGUGCCUGCAGCAGGGAAAGAACAGCCUGCUGCAGUUGAAGCAAAGGAAAUAGUUCAGAAGGCACCAACUGUAGCUAUUUCUGCUGCUUUGGUUAAACAACUAAGGGAAGAAACUGGAGCGGGAAUGAUGGACUGCAAGAAAGCUCUCUCUGAAACUGGAGGGGAUAUAGAGAAGGCACAAGAGUACCUCAGAAAGAAGGGUCUUUCUUCUGCCGAAAAGAAAUCCAGUCGGCUUGCUGCUGAAGGCAGGAUAGGAUCUUACAUUCAUGAUGCUCGCAUUGGAGUUCUGAUUGAAGUCAACUCUGAGACAGACUUUGUUGGUCGAAGUGAAAAGUUCAAGGAGUUGGUUGAUGACCUGGCAAUGCAAGUUGUGGCCUGCCCACAGGUGCAAUUUGUAUCCAUCGAAGACAUUCCAGAGAGUAUUGUAAAGAAGGAAAAAGAGCUUGAGAUGCAGAGGGAGGAUCUUCUGUCCAAACCUGAAAACAUUAGGGAGAGAAUCGUGGAGGGAAGGAUCUCAAAGAGGUUUGGGGAGCUUGCUCUGUUGGAGCAACCUUUUAUCAAAGAUGAUAGUUUAUUGGUGAAGGAUCUGGUGAAGCAGACUGUUGCUGCUCUUGGGGAAAAUAUAAAAGUUCGAAGGUUUGUUCGGUUCACUCUUGGGGAGACAGUUGAGGGUACGAAAUCAGAAGCUGAAGCGUAGGACAAGGACAAACAUCAACUUAGCAUCGAGCAGAGGUGGUUACUCUAAUUAUAGAUGGGGAAAUGAGAUGAUUGUUUCCUGUUUUGGUUUUAGUAUGUAGCUCAGAUGCUGGGGUUAUAUGGUGUCACUAAAGCUACAGUUUUUUUGUCAUCUGUUUUUUCUUCGUUUGCUGCACCAUGAUGGAAAUAUACCUCCCUUUUUUUGUCCGAAAUAUAUACCUCACUAUAAUUUGUUAA
Molecule: messenger RNA, 3442 nt
Organism: Fragaria vesca subsp. vesca
Lineage: Eukaryota; Viridiplantae; Streptophyta; Magnoliopsida; Rosales; Rosaceae
Exons: 4
Coding region: 135-3206 (1023 amino acids)
Biological process (GO): mitochondrial translational elongation
Cellular component (GO): mitochondrial matrix
Molecular function (GO): protein binding; translation elongation factor activity
Source: RefSeq, a predicted model, not a curated record